Penicillium manginii is the source of this 2370-nucleotide messenger RNA. RefSeq lists its product as uncharacterized. Bases 1 to 2370 code for a protein of 789 amino acids. The transcript is spliced from 2 exons. Gene Ontology annotation, biological process: carbohydrate metabolic process. Lineage: Eukaryota; Fungi; Ascomycota; Eurotiomycetes; Eurotiales; Aspergillaceae. The record is from RefSeq and is a predicted model, not a curated record.
AUGGCACCCAACUGGACACAAUCGGCCCAAUGGAUCUGGACACCUGGCUACCACGAAGAAGACAACCAGCCAGGGCGGUACUUCCUCUUUCGCAAAAGAUUCCAAUGGCCGGGCACAGUUAAUAUCAAGGAGUUGCCCGUGCAUGUGUCGGCAGACAGUCGCUACCGGCUCUUCGUCAAUGGCCAGCGGGUGAGCUUCGGUCCAUGCAAAAGCUACAUGGAGCGAUGGCACUUUGAAACGGUGGACAUUCUGCCCUAUCUGGUGAAGGGCGAGAAUGUUCUCAGCGCACGGGUCUUGAGAUAUUCUUCUAUAACAGCUGGCUCUUCGUCAAUCCUCAGCACAGAAUUGCCCGGAUUUUUACUCCACUGCGAGAUCGAGGAUCUUUCGCUUUCUACAGAUACAACAUGGAAAUGCCUGGAGGAAACUACGCGACAGAUUAUUCCCCACUCCGAGUGGAAUUAUAUCCUGGGUCCUCCUUUUCUUUCAAACAAUGAAAGAGCGACAGAAUCGUCACAGCUGACAGGUUGGGAGUCACCCGAUUUUGAUGACUCCGCCUGGGAGGAUUCUAUACUACAAUUUCGACCUGCCAAGAUGCUUCCCAUCCAAAGUCCCUGGAAGCUCGCUCCCCGACCGAUUCCAGAACUUCCUGAGCUGCACGCUCGGUUCGAUGGAGCCGUUAAAUGCCAGGGAACAGUGGCAAAGGACCAGUGGACGAGCUUUCUGAAACAAGACUGCGUCGUAGAAAUCCCGUCUGGAGAGACUCUGACGGUUGAUAUUGAGACCAAGUCGUUGACGACAGCAUUCGUUACUCUCCAAUGUAGUGGCGGGAAAGGAUCUACUGUUACGUUGCUAUACUCCGAAUGCUACGAGAAAGACCUUGGGGUUGAAACUGCCCCUUUCCCUAUGCCUCGGACCAAAUCAAACCGGGCGGAUUCUGAUGGUCGUCUUUAUGGAAUGAAGGAUGUCUAUACUGUCGCUGAUGGCCAAGCCGAGCACACAUUUGAACCUUUUUGGUUCCGAGCAUUCCGAUACAUCCAAGUCCAAAUCACAGCCGCUGAAGAGCCUUUGACUUUGAAAAGUUUCACCUUCCGCGAAACCUUCUAUCCCCUGGACGUGAAAACCGAUGUCCAUGCCGAUACCGAGCUGGACGAGAUCUGGAAGAUAAGCCUGCGGACCUUGGAAAACUGUCGACAUGAGACAUACGAGGAUUGUCCAUUCUACGAGCAAAACCAAUUUGCUUCGGAUUCUCGGCUGCAGAUGCUCUUCACCUACCAGAUCUCAUCGGAUGAUAAACUUGCUCGGAAAACCCUUCAAGAAUUCCAUGCAAGCCAAGGCCCAGACGGGUUGAUCAAGGCACAAUUCCCGGCCGGUUUUCGCAGUAAACAGAUCCCUCAAUUCUCACUAUAUUGGGUCGCGAUGGUUUACGAUCAUAUGCAAUAUUUUGCUGAUAUAUCCGUCGCAAGGCGAUAUCUUGCGACCGUGGACGGAAUUCUCAAUCACUUCGAUGAAAGAAUUACCGAUCUUGGUCUUGUCGGUCGCUUUGACGAAGAUACCUGGCCCUUCAUUGACUGGGUACCCGAGUGGUUUGUACCGGGUAAAAUCUUCGAAUCGUGCAUGCCGCGAGCGUAUACAAGCACCGGGAUGGCGACUUUCAACAGUCUGCUCUAUAUCGUCGCAUUGAUGCAAGCUGCCGAGAUCUGCAACUUCGUCGGAAGGAGAGAUACCGCCGUCGAAUAUAAUGCUCGAGCUGAUGGGCUCCGUAAAGCUGUGAAUAAAAAUUGCUUUGAAGAAGGAAUUUAUACGGAUGGCCCAUCGAGUCCGGAGUACAGUCAACACAGCCAAGUUUUCGCAAUUCUCUCAGAGACUGUCACUGGCGAUGCCGCCCGAGACCUCAUGCUGCGCGCGUUGGAAGAUACAACACUGGCCCAAUGCUCUUAUUCUAUGCAAUUCUAUCUUUUCCGUGCAGUGGAGAAAGUCGGUCUUUACAACAAACUCUUCCCGUCUCUAAUGGCACCGUGGCGACAAAUGAUUGGAGACAAUCUGACGACCUGGGCUGAGCACGCGAACAAUGCUCGAAGUGAUUGCCAUGGUUGGAGUGCAAGCCCAGUCCAUGAGAUUGUCACUCAAGUAUUUGGCGUGUCGCCAGCGCAGCCAGGAUUCAAGAGAGUUCGUAUCGCGCCUCGGAUGGAACUGUUUGAGACCGCUCGUGGCAAAUUUGUCACUCCCGCCGGGGAUGUCAGCGUGGCAUGGAACAAAGAAGCCUUAGAGGUAGAGGUAUCUGCCGAUCUAGAGGCUGAAGUUUUGAUCGGCGAAUCGGUGUCGGUACAGCGCUUUGAGAGUGGCAGGCAAGUUGUUUUCGCUAAGAAGUAG